Messenger RNA from Amphiprion ocellaris (clown anemonefish), 2523 nucleotides. RefSeq lists its product as uncharacterized. The transcript is spliced from 5 exons. The record is from RefSeq and is a predicted model, not a curated record. NCBI's taxonomy places the organism in Eukaryota, Metazoa, Chordata, Actinopteri, Pomacentridae. Bases 575 to 1288 code for a protein of 237 amino acids.
ACAGUGAGGUAGGCUCCUGGUGGGAGGGACCAGGACUUAAAGGCAGCAGACCGACCAGCAGACCCAGCAGCACUUUCACUUUGAGGCGAGGAAGAGGAGGAGGCCGGAGCCUUCAGCACAGACCAGACCAGGAGAGACCAGACCAGCAGGCCCCAGACCAGCAGGGAUCAGCAGAGACCAGCAGGGACCAGCAGGGACCAGCAGAGACCAGACCGGCUGCAGGAUUCCAGCUCAGGACUGGAGUGUGGAGGCAUGGCCUGACGGGACAGAUGGGGAUUUCUCUUCCUUUCUUUUUGUGGAAAGUACCAGAGAAUCUGAGAGGAAUGUCAGCAUGAAGCCGUGAAGGAGGAAAAGUUCAGCCAGAAAACCAGAAAACAACAACAAAACAAACAACAACAACAAACAGAGUCUGCACAGUGUUUUACUGUCAACCACAGAAAUGGAGACGGGUCCAUUCUUCGAAAGAUAAAAGGAUGUCACUGCCAGAGUUCGGCUAAUAGACGCAGGAAAUGAUGUUUUUUAGGAGGUAUGCAGUCUGAACAAGCUGCUAAACCACAGAAAGUUUCCACCGAUCAUGUGUUUUUGGUUGUGUCUCCGUGUGAGAGCAGUGCUUCUGCUGCUAUCGCUGUCGACUGUCGUUUCUGGUGGAUGUGACUUUGACAAGGAAGGUGUGAGGAACGUUAAGGCGACCAUCGACUCCAAUCCCACCGGGUUUCGGACGGUUUUUCCUAAAGACUACUAUGUGGUUCACCGCUACAGCAGCAGCAUGCUCUGUGACUCUCAUCCGUGCUGUGUGUUUCCCGCUGCAGUCAUCCUCCUGGAUUCCUGGAAUGUUCUGCUCAGGAACCUCUGGGAGGAGCACCUGAACCAUUCCCUAAUCCUGGACCUGAAGCAGACACUGGACAGAAUCAUCAGGAGGAACAAGAACACGGAGAGGUUCCAGGAGGAGACCGACCUGGCCCGGUUCUCCACGUCCACUUCCUCGCCCGAGGAGCUCCUGAAGCUGACGUCAGAACUUUUCACCCGGUGGCUGGAGGUCGAUUGCUCGACCUCCAUGGAGACCUGCUCGCUGCCCACGCUGCCGCCCACCGUGGAGAGGAAGGACUUCAGUCCCUCCAGGGCCAGACUCUUGAUCACCAGAGCCGUGGGCAGCGAGGAGGAGGAGGAGGAGGAAGGUCGGGCUAAGAAGAUGGUGGACCAGCCGUCGACCAGCGGAGCUCCUCUGUCUGUUCCUGCCUCGGUGUGGAGCCCCCUGAUGUUCAGACUCUACUGGUGGCUGCUGCCCUAAAGGAUCUUCUCCAGACGCUGCACACAGAAUGCAAGAUGUUUCCUGGCACUGAAUGAUUGUUUGUGUUUUAAUGCAGGAAGCUUUGUUCAUAUGAAGUCACGUGCACGGGUUGCAUUUAACGUCCAAAGUUAGUCCAAACUGCUAAAAGGAUCAUUCCACAACUGGAAGACAUUUAAAAAUCAACCUUCUCUUCUCCAGUUAUCUACUCCAUAUUGAUCAAUAAUAGGUAUUGAUUGGCUCAGCUUCCACAUCAAUGGUAGCAUUUUUAUUCCAUGUUUUCUGUGUUGUUUGCUAACCCUACUCUAAUCACAGUAACAGGGUUGCUAAUCCAUGCUAAUGUGAUCUUUUUCUCAGCAGUAGAAGCUAGAUAUUUAGCUGCUGUUACUGCUGACCAAGAGGACAAACUGACUGAUGGAAAACAGUCAAGUUCUCUAACUUUGACACUUUAACUCUAUGAGUCUAACUCUGAUUCUCCCACUCUGACUCUUUAACUCUAUGACUCUAACUCUUUGAUUCUUUAACCCUAUGACUCUUUAACUAUGACUCUAUCUCUAUGACUCUCUACUCUGACGCUUUAACUCUGUGACUCUCACUCUGACUCUAACUCUGACUCUUUGGCUGUAUGACUCUAGCUCUGACUCUAACUCUGACUCUUUACCUCUAUGACUCUCUAACUCUUAGACUCUUCAACUCCAUGACUCUAACUCUUACUCUUUCACUCUAUGACUCUCUAACUGUUUGACUCUUUAUCUCUGUGACUCUAACACUGACUCUCUAACUCUCACUCUUUAGCUUUAUGGCUCUAAUUCUGACUCUUUAACUCUAUGACUCUAACUCUGACUCUUUAACUCUUUGACUCUUUAGAAAAUGGCAUUUUAGGGGGAACUUCAGACUUACUUGGGAUUUAAAAAAUUUAAACAUUCUUUUCUCCUAGUUUUUGUCUCAGGACAAGAACAUUUACACAACAACUGCAUGCUUUAGGGUUUUCUACAUGGAUUAUUGCAUGUAAAACAUCCUCCAGUUGUGGAAUGAUCCAGCAGCUCACCGUCCAGCAGGAUCAGCUGAUCUCACAGAUGUAACCUUCAGUAUAUCGUGGAGCUUCUCGCGCUAACCGAUGUCGAGCUACGUGCACAUACGCCAUGUUGUCACUGUUUACAAUGAAUGUGGUGUGAAUGUCAGAUGGUACAGUCUAUGGGUUUUUGUACAUAAAUGUAAAUUAAAGACAUUUAGAUAUA